GAUACCAGAACAAUUUUGAAUUAUAUAUAACACACAGGCUGAACAUAAUAAACGCAAUUAGUCACAGUCGGCUCAAUUCUGUCAAUAUGCUCCCCUUUUUUGGUUAUAAUUGUUUAAAGAAAAGCCCUUUAAUUCCACGUUGUUUACAGUGUCUACAACGGGGGCGGACACGUUCAACAUUUCAGAUAACAAAGAAAUAAAGACCUCGUUCCAAUUCUCAGCCAAUUUUCCCGCGUCGUACACGUGGUGAAAUUACUUGGAGGAUCGUAAUGGAUCAAAAUUGCUUUCAUCCAUCUUGAAUUUUCUGCACUGAAGCUUCCUUUCAGUGAAUACGCAAAACAAAAUUUCAUUACUUCUGUUGUCAUGACAUGGAAAGGCGUGUUAUUAAACUAAACUAAAUUGAUUUGAAGGCGGGAAGUGCGACAAACGAGCAAACAAUAACAUGUAUUGCCUAAAGCUUAUCUUCCUCAGCAGCCGGGGUUGAUGAAAGGAAAUCAAACGUUUUAAGAAUGUCACAAAUACGAGGCGAGAAAGAGACACAUUGGACGUUUUGAAAAGUGUUUCACUUAGAACUGAGAAGAAAAUUUUUAGUAGAAAAAUAUAAUCUCAUUUAUCUAUAAUCAUAUACAAUGAGAAUGGUAGCUCAUUUCCUUUCGGAACAUCCUAAUAUUUAACUAAGAAGUACAAUUUAUUUUUAACCUUUUUCGGCAGGUAUUCGUGGGAUUUGAAGAUUAAAUCUACUAAUUUAUCAAUAGACAGGAUCUUUGGUUACAGCUACGUUCUAUAGCAUCAAAACAAAGGCACAUAAAUUGAGCAAUUGCUUAGGAUUGCUUUAGUAUGAAAUGUCAAGCCACACCUCCAGCCUGAAUGAAUAUCUCAAACAAACAAAGUUUGCAUGAUGUUUUCUUUUGAUACAAUAUUGGACCGAAAAGGACGGUUUUACUUGAUUUUAAAAUUUCAGACUGAUAAAUGGCGGAAGCAGUCAUUCAUAAUUUAGGGAGCGCGUACGUGUUAAAGAAAUAAUAAAACUGUCAGAAUUGUGGGAGAAAUUUAGUUGCGGUAAGCCACUUCAAUUCUGUUGUUUCUUUAUUGGCAGGCAUUCCACAUUAAACGAGAUUGCUUUAUUCUGACGAAGCAGGUGGUUACACACAGCUGUAAAUGCAAAACGUGCCUCUUUGUUAUACUAGGAACUGAUGUUAUGUUAAACUUUGCACAGUUGCGGAAAAAGACACUGGAAACCCACUGAAAAUGCCGGAGCAAAACUUCAGCGAGAUGAAAAACGGAUCCUUGACAAACAUGAGAUCUUCCUACGCUCUGCUAGCACCUCCAUUAUUUAGUUUGAUCAUUGUAGUUGGAUUUGUCGGAAACGCGCUGCUUAUUUACACUGUGCUUCGCUGGAAAGAUAUGAGAACCCCAUGCAACUAUCUCAUCGCCAACAAUGCAGUGGCAGAUCUUUGUGUGGUGCUUUUGGCAGCUCCCUUGAGGAUCGUGGAAAUUUACUACGGAUGGCCGCUGGGCAAAUUCAUUUGCCGUCUUCUUGCACCAACACAGGAUGUUUUUGUUGUGGUGUCUGUUCUAACUUACACGAUAAUCGCCUGGGAAAGACACAGGGCCGUUAUCACACCUUUUAAAGCCAAACUAACUUUAAAGAGCGUAACUAUCUCUGCUAUAUUUAUGUGGGUAGUUGCCUAUCUUGGCACCGGUUUGCCCAUUGCCUUAUCUCUAGACGUGAUAACGAUUCAAGGAAAGUCUCUAUGCUUAGCGUCCUUUGGAUCGGACAUUUCCCGGCAGAUCUACGAAUCUUACCUGGUAGCGUUUUUUAUAGCACUACCCCUUUUUCUGCAAACGUUUUGCUAUUCUAGACUCCUUCACCACUUAAGGCGGAAGAACUCCUUCCAGAGGUCGUUUAGAGACUCUACCAGGUCAGACAACCGGGGCAGAAAGAACAAAAGAAGACGACUGAUUCGGGUGACAAUAAUUCUCAUCAUCUUUUUCCAAGUUUGUUACAUUCCAAGAGGAGUUAUCAUGUUACUUUACGAGUUCGCGCGUGGCGUAACGACAAAUGUGUAUUUUAAAUAUACCAACCUCGUUUUUCUGGCUUUGUAUUAUGUAAAACAUGUUAUUAAUCCGAUCAUUUUGUUUACUGUAAGUACGGAUUUUCGUUCGCGCUUUCCGUGUAGAGUUGCAAAUUCCUCGCCCACAUUUUCUUCUUUCAAAAAGGUUUUCUCGUAUCGAAAAUCGUCGCGAAACACUUUGUGCGGAGGAAGCGAGAAUGAGCAUAUAAUUAACAAAGAGACCGUACUGUGAUAAACGUGUUAAAAUAACAGGAAAAGUAUAUUCUUAAAAGAUUGUCACUGAUCGUCCUUUUCUUUUUUUAUUGCGAAAAAAUAUAGAAUGUCAUUUUUUUCUAUCUAGCAUACAUUUGUACAAAGUAUAUUGCGUGUCUUUGAAGCCAUUGAAAAACUGUCGUGGUUUGUGGCGUUGAUUUGCAUUCAAAUUGCUUGUCUCUAUUAAUUAAAACUGCUAGGAGCAAACACUCACUAAAAUAUUGACUGCAAAAAUAAACACGUAUACAAAGGCAAUCGAAACGUUUCAGUUCUCUGCCAAUUGAUGUGUAUCCAAAUUGGUGUUUGGGGUCGUUUUUGCAGAAAGCAAUUUCCUCCCAGCUGAACUUUGAGGGGUUUUUGAGUAAACCACGCGUGAUACUUGUCAAAUAGCUAAAUAGCUUCCAACAGCUGCAGACGGCUGGAAGAUCCUUUGUAGUUCUCGAAGGUAAUUUUCGUAAACUAUGAAGUGGUUUGUGCUUCAUUAACCCGUAACCAGGUUACGGAAUUAACACUAUACGAUUUUCCAUAUCCUCUUUCAGUCUUAAUCUCCAUAAUCCGAAGGACCCUAUUUCAGAUAUUCGUGUCUGCACGCUUAAAAUUCUAACUAAAUCUAGUAAUCAUUCAGUACCCUACCUUAGAGCAAAAUGUAAAACAUAUACCUUAACUUAUUAUAGGAAAUUAACGUUACUGUUAAUUAAGGCAUUCGAAAUUAACACGACUUAAAUUAAUGCGAACUGAAGGAAUAUUACUACCCAAUAAAGGAAACUGACGGGAAAGAGUUGCUAAAAUUUCAAAAUGAGGGAAUUCAACGCGACUUAUUACUCAAAGGAACAAAUAUUUUAACUAAGAGUAAAUUCCCAAAUGCAAGCGAUAUUCAUGGAAUUGUUUCUAAACGUAUAGAGGCUUAGCGAAGCAAUCUUGCCACUUCAAGCUUUCUUUACAGUGUCCUUAUUACCGGUGGAUCUCUACCCUGAUAAAAUCAUGCUUUUUCCUUUUUCUGCUCUAAGCCAUUCGUAAAAUUCCUUCAUGAGCUUGGCGUGACAAGGUUUCGAGAAUUUGGAAAGAAAAUAAUAAUGACAAUUAAGGUCACGGAAGUUUACGUUCCACUUUUCAAUGACACGGAAAUUAACGUGAACAGAAAUCACUCCGACUUAUACAUUGACGCGAAUUUCGUCAAUUAAUUUCAUGAGGCGUUUUUUUGAUAUUUUAUUAGGGAAACCCUUUUUCGAAUCAGAACUUACUCCCGAGUGCGGCUUAUACCAAGACAAAUAUGAUUACUGAGUCUCAGGCCCAACUGCAGAAUUUUGAGAAUCGCGUGAAUUUGCUGAGCCGAAUUGGGGUCAUUAUUUCAACAACGCGCCCCUUUUUUCUUCGGUUGACAAAAGUCACAUUUCCUACGGGUAAAUAUUUGGUGCCUACAAUUAUGUAGCUGCUAUUGAUUUUUGGUGCUAGGGAUUUGUUUGCACACGUGGUGUUCAUCUGUAGCUGGCAGCUAGUUACUGAGUCGUAUAUAAAGAGUCGCGGAAUUCACAAACCACUCACUGAGAAGAACAAACUUUGUUAUAUCAGCAAGGGCGUUUCCUUUGUCUUCAGCUUACUAAGCUGCAUCUUUUAAGGGAGCUGAUGACUCUUCCCACAAGAUUAAAAGAUCCAAAUAUCUUCCCUACGGAUCCUUACCUUGAAAGAGGGUAUAUGUCAGGUAAGAGUUAACUACUUCACACCUUCAAGUCCCGGUGUGCAAUAUUCAGUGAAUGA
This is a messenger RNA of Orbicella faveolata, 4082 nucleotides long. RefSeq lists its product as uncharacterized. NCBI's taxonomy places the organism in Eukaryota, Metazoa, Cnidaria, Anthozoa, Scleractinia, Merulinidae. The record is from RefSeq and is a predicted model, not a curated record.